GAUACCUGCCAGUGAGAUUUGUUAUGGAUCACUCGUUGCUAUGUUCUGGAAACCAAGAGACAACAUCUGCUUGUCCGCAAUGAUGAUGCCGUCAUCCACCUCAUGUAUAAAGUUGCGGCUCGCCCAUCAGUAAUCGUUGCUCUCAUUACCACCCCCAUCGCAUCUGCCUCCCACUUGGUUAUCACAGUCAUUCGUUUCAAGCCUCACGGCUCUCACACUCCUUUGCCAAUAUCCCUCGUUCUAACUUGGAAAAACACGCUCUUUUUCGAUAACCACAGUACUUGUUUGAUUAUAAAUAAUUUAUUAAUCCUAUAUUCAUCGCAUCGGUACAUUCACAUUCGUCAACAUGUCUCUCACCAACAUUACUUCGUCGGCUUUCUUGUACUGCCCUCCUGUCACGCAGACUAGCUACACCACAAUCUAUGAAACUGUCCUGCCUGCUGCCUGCGAGACGAGCAAAUGGUUGGCUACCUACACAAUCACAGAGACUUGCGUCGGUGAGAAGUCCGCCUAUGUCACCCCUACCAUGCCUCCAGGAUUCGUGGUCACCACCGUCAGCUGUCCCGUCUGUCCCGAGUCCGAAGUGGUUAUUACAUGCCCUGGCGCACAGCCCACGGGUUGGGGCAAGCCUACCGUACAGAUUGGUGGAAACGGUGUUACCGCUACCAUUAUUGCUACACCAGGUCCAGCACCUACCAAUGGCGGAAAUGGAGGCAACGGCGGUAACGGUGGCAACGGCGGUAAUGGAGGCAACGGUGGUGGUAAUGGCGGCAAUGGAGGCAAUGGCGGAAACGGUGGUAAUGGAGGGAGUGGCAGCAAUGGAACUAGUGGCGGAAAUGGAGGCAACGGCGGCGUAAACAACUACAGCAAGGGCAAUGGCACCAUCAGCAACCCUCCGGUGGCAGUCACCGCUGCUGCUGCGACACUGAAGAGGUCUUUGAUGGUCGGCGCCGGGUUGGCCUUCAUGGUCGGCCCCUUCAUCCUUCUAUGAGCUUUACUCUGAGUCUUGUUCUGAGGUUCCCAGUUGGUUUGACUUUGAUGGCCCUUGGCAAGACGGGAUUCCUUUUCUGUUCGAUAUGGUUAAUGAAUUAUGUCUUUUCAUUAGCGAAGAAAGUGGUAUAGGAUACAUGGGGGUCUGACCUUUUUCGAUAUUCUGUCAUUAUAUUUCUUUGUUCUUCCAUCACCCUUUUUUUCCUUCUAGUCGACGCAAUCAUCUGCAUUAAUUGAUACAAAAAUUGAACGCUUUGAACACUAUUGCUAAAUUGUUGUCCCUGACCCUGCGAACGUCUCUAGGUGUUGCACAUAUAAAAAUAUACAAUAUAGUGAACUUUUCACACGCUCUGCCC
Messenger RNA from Xylaria bambusicola, 1346 nucleotides. RefSeq lists its product as uncharacterized. The coding region runs from base 347 to 991 and encodes 214 amino acids. Lineage: Eukaryota; Fungi; Ascomycota; Sordariomycetes; Xylariales; Xylariaceae. The record is from RefSeq and is a predicted model, not a curated record. The transcript has a single exon.